This is a messenger RNA of Lineus longissimus, 1431 nucleotides long. RefSeq lists its product as uncharacterized. The transcript is spliced from 4 exons. Lineage: Eukaryota; Metazoa; Nemertea; Pilidiophora; Heteronemertea; Lineidae. The record is from RefSeq and is a predicted model, not a curated record. The coding region runs from base 1 to 1431 and encodes 476 amino acids.
AUGGCUGAGAGAUCAAACACAGGCAAUCGCGUCUUCCCAGGCAGUGCCGCAGGGACAUACAUUCACGACACCCAGUCAGGGUUCACCAUCAACAUGGAACCCUCCCUGUGUCAAGAGAAUGAAGACUUUACACAUCAAUGGCAGAGCAUUCUCAAAGACACCUCUAGUCGAUUAAUGGUACUACUACUACGCAACCUAGAUGAAACCAUUCACCAAUUCGAGAUGGACCUUGAGACAGCAAAGGCGAAUCUACAAACGUCUCACAAGACCCCCGACGUAGAGGCUCCAGCCGGGGAGGACCUACCCAGAAACAACCCCAAGAGCAACAGCCAAAAAACGUCAGAGGAACCACCGCAGGAAGAGGCAGAAGACCAAGGUCAACCUCCAGAAACACAACCAGGACAUUGCAACAAAGAGACCAAGCAAGCAACAACAUCAGCCCACAAUGACCACGACAAAGUCAAAGACAAGGGAACAAUCUCAGUCAGCAAGGGCCUUAACUUUUGUCCUGCCCCACCUACCUAUGACAACUACCAACUAAACCAAGACUUUGAGGAAUACUUUCGUAGAAUCAGACUCAAAGAAUUCUUUGCCCAGACAGAACCAGAUUGGCAAGACCCACUCCAGACUGACCUGGGAUUCAGACUUAAAUCUUCUUGGACCCCACCCCCUGUCGGCAAUGCCAACCUUGAAACAUACAUUGCGACCACAUCCAUGACCCUUAAUAAAGCCAAAGCUAAUAAACACAGAGACAACAUUAGCAAGGAAGAGAGGAACGCACUCCAAUCCCUACGUAACAAUCAAGAGAUCACCAUCAAACGAGCUGAUAAAGGUGGGGCCACAGUAAUACUUAAUACUAAAGAUUACAUUAGUGAAUGUGAAAGACAACUCACAGACACCAACUUCUACUCUAAACAAGACACCAACCUCACCAAAAGACAUGAACUCAUGACUCAACACCUAGUGGAUCACAUGAAAGAUAAAAACAUCAUUGAUGAAAAGACCUACAAAUUCCUAUAUCCAUCAAACUCAAGAACCCCAAACUUCUACUGUCUCCCCAAGAUUCACAAAAAGGGUAACCCCGGGAGACCAAUCGUCUCUGGCAACAAUAGUUGCACUGAGAACUUAUCCAAAUAUGUUGAUUCCCACCUUAGACCAUUGGUGGAAACCCUAUCUACAUACAUCAGAGACACAGCCGAUUUCCUCAACAAACUUAAAGAAAUCAAACUAGAUCCACAAGAACAUCAAAAACAUAAACCACUAUUGGUCACACUUGAUGUUAAAUCACUGUACACCAACAUCCCACACAAUGAAGGCCUAGCAGCCAUGGGCAACUACCUGGAUAAACGCACUAAGAAAUCAGUCCCUACGGGCAUACUAGUACAAGCAGCUGAACUGAUACUCAAAACCAAAAGGCAUAACAUUCAAUGA